Molecule: messenger RNA, 1419 nt
Organism: Rhodotorula toruloides NP11
Lineage: Eukaryota; Fungi; Basidiomycota; Microbotryomycetes; Sporidiobolales; Sporidiobolaceae
Product: aldehyde dehydrogenase
Exons: 9
Coding region: 1-1419 (472 amino acids)
Molecular function (GO): aldehyde dehydrogenase (NAD+) activity
Source: RefSeq, a predicted model, not a curated record
AUGGACUCGACGACCACCCUCACCACCCUCUCGCCCAUCGACGGCAGCGAAGUUGUCAAGCGCCCGUACCCGACUUCGAACACCGAGCUCGAUGCGGCAGUCGAGCGCUCGCAUGCAGCGUACAAGUCCUGGCGCAAGCUCCCGCUCAAGGAGCGCAUCCGCCUCGUCCACCUCGGCGUCGACCACCUCUCCUCCCGCGCACUCGAGCUGGGCCCCGAAUUGACCGAGCAGAUGGGACGGCCGAAGAAGUACACGGCAGCAGAGUUUGCGACGUUCAAGGACCGCGCGUCUUGGUUGCUUGGACAGGCGGAGAAGGCACUUGCGGAUGAGAUUGUCGACGACGGACGGCCAGAGGGGUUCAACAGGAUCAUCCGGAGGGCGCCCGUCGGCGUGUGCUUGCUCGUCGGUGCUUGGAACUUCCCCUACAUGAUCCAAGUCAACGCCCUCAUCCCCGCGCUCGUUGCUGGUAACUCGGUCAUCCUCAAGCCCUCGCUGCAAACUCCGCUCGUCGCUGAGCGCAUCCAGGAGAGCUUCGAGGCAGCCGGUCUGCCCAAGGACCUCAUCCAGACUCUCCACCUCACCCCUCCCCAGAUGGACUACCUCGUCUCGCACCCUCUCAUCCCCUUCAUCUCCUUCACCGGCUCAGUCGCGAACGGCAAGCGGGUCGAGAAGACUGCGGCCCUGGCGGCGGAGAACGGCGCCGGGUUCAAGAUGGUUGGACUCGAGUUGGGUGGGAAGGAUGCGGCGUAUGUCAGGGAAGAUUGCGACCCAGCCUACGCCGCUGAGAACGUUGUGGACGGCGCUAUGUUCAACUCCGGCCAGAGCUGCUGCGCCGUUGAGCGAGUCUACGUGCACGAGUCGAUCUACGACAAGUUUGUCGAGGAGGUUGUCAAGGUCGUCAAGGGCUACAAGCUCGGCGACCCUCGACAGGACGACACUACUCUCGGACCGGUCAUCUCGCUCCGCUCCGCCGCCACGAUCCGCGAGCACGUCUCAGAAGCUGUCUCGAAAGGUGCCCGCGCCCUCAUCCCCGAGUCGCACUUCCCCGAAGCAAAGGAAGGGACGACCUACGUCGCGCCGCAGGUUCUCGUCGACGUUGACCACUCGAUGAAGGUCAUGAGCGAGGAGACGUUCGGACCGGUUGUCGGGAUCAUGAAGGUCAAGGACGACGCCGAAGCGCUCCGCCUGAUCAACGACUCCCCCUUCGGCCUCACCUGCUCGAUCUGGACCAAAGACCGGAGCGCCUACGACUCGCUCGUCGACGACAUCGACGCCGGCACCGUCUACCUCAACCGCUGCGACUACCUCGACCCUGCGCUGCCUUGGACUGGGUUCAAGUACUCGGGGAGGGGGAUCUCGUUGUCGAGGUACGGGUACGACGCGGUCACCAAGGCCAAGAGUCUGCACGUUCGCCUCUGA